AUGGAUCACAACCACAUGGCCUCGACUACAGGUGCCAUGGCUGCUACUGGCACCAUGACUGGUAUGGCUGCUUCUGCCACUACCAAGGCUGCCAUGUCUGGUAUGGGCGGAGGCUCCUGCAAGAUUUCUAUGCUUUGGAACUGGAACAUCAUCGACAGCUGCUUCAUUGCUAGAUCAUGGCGUAUCACUUCCCACGGAAUGUUCGCCGGCUCAUGUAUCGGCGUUAUCCUUCUCGUCAUGUCCCUCGAAAUGCUCCGCCGUGCUGUCAAGGAAUACGACCGAUACCUGAUCCGCUCCCACAAGGCCCGCUGGGUCGCUGCCGGUGCCGGUGCCCCUAGUUCGGAGAGCGCAGGUGAUCACGGAAAGGCUGGCUCCAGCUCCGCUGUCGCUGCCGCCAACGCCGUUGUCAUCCCCCCUUUCCGACCCAACGUCCUCCAACAGGCUGUUCGCGCGCUUAUUCACAUGUGCCAAUUUGCCGUUGCCUACUUUGUCAUGCUGCUCGCCAUGUACUACAACGGAUACCUCAUCAUCUGCAUCUUCAUCGGUUCUUACAUUGGUUCCUUCAUCUUCCAGUGGGAGACGCUAUACGACGAGGCGACCUCUGCGGCUAGAGAGGCCACUGUCUGCUGCGGUUGA
Colletotrichum truncatum is the source of this 636-nucleotide messenger RNA. Its product is annotated as ctr copper transporter. NCBI's taxonomy places the organism in Eukaryota, Fungi, Ascomycota, Sordariomycetes, Glomerellales, Glomerellaceae. Gene Ontology annotation, biological process: copper ion transmembrane transport. The record is from RefSeq and is a predicted model, not a curated record. Gene Ontology annotation, molecular function: copper ion transmembrane transporter activity. Gene Ontology annotation, cellular component: plasma membrane.